AUGCCGCCUGGGCUGCUGUCUCACUUCUAUAGGCUCAGUCUCCUUCCUCCUUUCCUUCCACGUGGAGAUGGACAGGGAUGGCAGGAGGCCACAGGUUCCCUUGGCAACAUCACUGAAGUUGAUGUUCAUGUUUGGUUGCCCUGCGGAGAAGGCAGGCAGCGCUUGAGAGAUGAGCUCCUUGGAAGUCACCGAGUCUGUAGGGACAGUGAUGAGCUCUGUCCUUUUGCCAGGAGGCUGCUGCCUGAGCUAUGGCAGCGUUCUGGGGGCUUGAGGGCUGGCACCUGCUGUGGGAUAGAGGUUCCUGGGCUGUUGCUGCCUAGCAACUUUAGACAACUGGGUUUCCUCAGGCCUGGUCCCUAUUUUGAGGAAAGAAGUCCGCAUUUUUUAGCCCAAUAUUAAAGGAUUUUAGUUUCUGCUGUUUCUAUAAUGGCAGACCCCAACCCACACAUUCAACAGCCAAACACCAGGCUUGUGGGCAUAAGGGAAAAUCCUUUCUAGACAUGUCCCGCGACUCUCUUCUAGACCUGCCGUGCCACGAAGCCAGGAGCCACCAGGUCUGCCUUGAGACCCCAGAGAGUUGGAUGUUCCUCACAGGAGACCUUUUUAAAAAUUGUCAUCUAUUGCGUGUUGAUUGGAUGCCAGACACUGUCUUGUAUAGUCUCACCAUCUCACAAAUGAGGGAACAAGCACAGACGGGCAAGCAACAUGCCCACGGUUAUUGCGCAUAGACACGGCAGGAUUGGGACUCAAACUGGGAUAUGUUUGAGGCUGAAGCCCUUCUACCCGAUCUUUUACAGCACAGGCUUUCAAACCUUCAACAUCAGCUCACAAUGAGAAAUCCAUUUUGCUUGUUCAUUUACUAUAUCUAACAAUACCUCCAUAUUUAUAAAACAAACCUUUCAUGAAACAGUGUACACCUAUGUACACAAGACACUGAACAUUUCUAUUCCAUCCCACCUUUUCCAUUUCAUUCUAUUUAUGAAAAGCCUAUGUUGGUUGGGAGUCACUAAGAUAGUUUAAUGGCCCACUAAUUCGUAGGGACGAACGUUGGAAAGAUACUGCCUACAGGACAUGCAAACACAUGUGUGUGUGUGUAUGCAUGUGGAAGUGUUGUGGUGUGCUGUGUGUUUCACUGACGGGUGUGUGAGGAGACUAAGGCAGUGCAGCAGACUGACUAGAGCAGCAGUUGCCAACCUUUUGGAUCUCACGGACCACCGGUUGGCGACCGCUGGACUAGAGAGUAUUCUGUAAACACAGGACUCCAGAACCCUAAGAAGAGACUGGCUAGAAGGGAGGGUGAGCUGUUAAUUAUGCCAAUUGCAGUUUGUGCUUCUCAGACUGGGAACUCUUCCCUCUCCCUGGGGCACGGUCACCUCUGGGGUGUCCUGAUAAUAAUUUUAGGGUCUUAAUACAAGGCUGAAAAAUAGUGUGGAGUUUCAACAGGCUUUAACAGGUUCACUUGCUUAAAUAUAUAGCACAGGGUCCUGAUGUUUAGAUGUUGGAAGGGAUCUUUUUGGUACAGAGGGACUAAGUCUUUUGCCAGCGUCCCUGCUGGUGGUCAUCCAGCCCCAGGCUCCCUCCAUUGCUUGCUGGGCUGCUGGUCCCCGAUAGACGAGUGGUGAGGAAAUGGAGGCUCGGUAUUUAUCAGGCAACCUGUCCUACUAUUAGAUUGCUUUAAAUAUAAUGAUCAUUGAUCUAGUCAACAAUCAAUUAGGUAUUAACUGAGCACCAACUAUGUACCAGGCAUGGUAUCGAGUACCAGGAAAGCAAAGAUAAGUAAGUCCUGCUUUCUGUCAUCAACUGCUCUGUGAGUAACAUGGGAUAACUCUUUCCCACUUCCACACUCCUGCUUCUCCACCAGGGCUUUGUUUGGUCAUUCAUUGCUUCAUUCAUUCAUUCAUUCAUUCAUGCAUUCAACAAGCAUAUACUGAUUAUCUGCUCUGACCAGUGCUAAAUUUGAAGAAGUUAUCAU
Myotis brandtii (Brandt's bat) is the source of this 1972-nucleotide messenger RNA. It is a transcript of the gene COLCA1, whose product is annotated as colorectal cancer associated 1. Lineage: Eukaryota; Metazoa; Chordata; Mammalia; Chiroptera; Vespertilionidae. The record is from RefSeq and is a predicted model, not a curated record.